This is a messenger RNA of Chaetomium strumarium, 1774 nucleotides long. RefSeq lists its product as uncharacterized. The record is from RefSeq and is a predicted model, not a curated record. The coding region runs from base 256 to 1395 and encodes 379 amino acids. Lineage: Eukaryota; Fungi; Ascomycota; Sordariomycetes; Sordariales; Chaetomiaceae. The transcript has 2 exons.
CUGGAUCCCUGCGCGAAAGAUCCGGCAGCCAAAAAAUUGCCGCUUCGAGGCGAACUUCGAUGUUGCCCUGAGUCGGGAUCUUCUCGGCUGUCCGCUCCUUCAUUGUCUGUAUCUUCGAAUGUUUCACAAUAUAAUUGAGUUUUUCAGUAUAGAUACGAUCGAUUUAGUUGCCUCGACUACCUGCUAGAAUUGUCUGGAUUGAAGAGAAGACGACCCUUCCCGACUUAUACGGCUCUGCCGAGCCAUCCGAGCAAGAUGGUCACCUCCCAGUUCUCCUUAUCCGCAUGGCUACUGCUGCUAGGAACUGCGGCAGCAGUCCCGAAGCCUACGGGACUCGUUGCUAGGCAGGCUGCCGACCUGGACAACCUCUGGGUCACGGUUGACGAGUCUGGCGUCCCAAGAACCGUCACGCCCGUCCUGACAACCAUCAGCGGCACUCCGACGCUGCUCAACGCCCCGCCGCACGAUGUGACGGCCACCGUAUGGACCAAGCAUCCGUAUGGCGAAGUGACGACCAUCACAGGCCCGGCCCGGCCGAAAGCCACCAACGACAAGGGCGCCGGCGCCUUCGCGGCCUGCCGCAACAUUGAUGGCGAGUUCAAGCCAUUCUGCAUGCCCAAGAACAACGACGUGUACUACCCGGGCUCAACACACUACAUAACAUGGGACCCGGCCUUCUUCAGCUCCUCCAAUACAACGAUCAAAGUCCUAGGCUACUACGUCAGCAACGACACCGACAUCCCCACAUCGGGCCCGCCGUCGGGCGAGGAAGAGGCCUUCAGCUCCGACUACAUGGCCGCGUCGUGGGCCUUCUACCAAUGGCGCCUGGACAAGUCCCUGCUGACCUCCCAGUCGGCGCAGGCGGUCAACAUCACGCUGCGCAUCGUCGCGCUGCCGCGCGGCGGCCAGGCCGCGCAGUGGCUCGCUGGCCCCACCAUCACGCUGCGGUACAAGCAGGCGCCGCCGCCCAAGAAGUCCAAGGCGCCCGACACGCAGGCGCUGUACGUGGCGCUGCCCAUCGUGUUUGGCUUCGCGACGCUCAUGAUCGGCGGCACCUUCUUCUACACGCGGCAGCUGAGGAAGAUUGAUGUGGGCGCCAUCGUGCGGGCGGCGAAGAAUGCGAAUGCGAGGAGGAGGAACAAGAGGAGGGCUGCGGCGGCGGGUAGGCAAGUCGGGGCGAGCAGGAAGGAUAGGGCCAGGAAUAAGGAUAAGGAGCAGUCAAUUCGGCUGAUGGAUCGCCAGGGUGGGGGGAGCACGGAUACGGAGGAGGAGGAGGACUGGGAGCAGGGGUGGAGGCAUGAAGUCCCUGGCAGGAGAGAUAGUGAAGCCGGGGUGGGGGCAGGGACGGAAGAGCCUUCCUGGAGGGGGCAAAGAUUGGAUAGAAAGCGGGCGUAGGAGUGUCUAUUUUGGGUCAAGGUUCCAAAACAUAGAUUGAUGGCUCUUAAAUUCGGGAAGUCCAUUGGACGUCAAUAACAGGUAAUACCACCAGGGGUAAGUAUAACUCUAGUAGAUUUCUCGAGUAAUCCCCAUUGGGUUGUUUACUCGCUUCCUGCUCCGCAAUGGUUUUCAUAGAAACAGCUAUCCAACUCGCCAUAUCCAGAAUCGUCACAUACCGGUAAAAAUCUACUACUGUCCCCAGCUAAUCUCCCACUCGGUCGCCCAUGCCCCGUGCGGGAAUAGCUGGUUUAGACCACGCAAAGACAGCAGUGCCUUGUCCUCUGAAUAGUUCCAGCACGAAGGGUCAAGGUCGUCCCCGUUGAACCACACUUUCGAU